CCUGGCCCUUUUGAUACACGGGGUACAGUUUGUUACUGUCCCCUAGACGGUUCAUCAACGAAACGUUUCACUUGUAGCUUGUCCGUGAUCCUGACGUAGUGACUUCGGACAAGUUGUGAAGUGACUUCAGCGCAAAUGUGGUAGACAUGGACGCUCCAUGUCCAAGCUCAGGCUUUGUAACUCCAAGAAGACAAGACUUGAACAACAGUGUCAGAAAAAUAAAGGAUACUGCUGCAGACUGGCAUAACUCCAUGCUGAAAUGGGAAACACUUAAUGAUGCAGGAUUCUCAGUAGCAAAUAAAAUUGUUAACAUUAUAAUCAACACCAGGAGCGAAAGUGAAGUGGAAGCAUUUGAAGAGGAUGAAUCUAGCUCUAAUCUUGAAAAGACUAAGUUACAAUAUAAUAAAGAGCUGGAUGAAGAUUGUACUGAGUUGCUCAGUAUCUUUGACAAAAUGACUAAACUCGUAUUAAAGAUGGAAAAGCUGUGUGCAGCCAUGAAAGGAAUACUUGACCUUCAUACCCAUCAAUAUGGUGAAGAUGGAAGGGAAAUGCGCCUCUUUCAUACAUGGCCCACGAAAUAUUUUUAUGAAAUCUCCAUUCAGUUAACGGAGAUGUACAAACAAGAACUGCAGCUGAAGCAUAUAAUUGUUCAAGAGAUUGCUCACACUAAUAACAGUGACCUUAUGAAAGUGGAACUAUCUGCAUGGCUAUACCAGCCUUAUAUAGAAGAAAAAGCAAGACUUCUCAUUGAAAGCAUGCUAUUGGAAACUGGGCACAGGACUUUGUAAUAAAAACCAUGAUUGCAAAACAGUAAUCUGUACUGAACAAGUUGCUGCAUUUCUGCCAAACGUUCCAACUUUUAAAAGUGUGUAAUUUUUUUUAAAAAUGGCUUAGCACAGAGUUAGGUAUGUAUAGGAAUUUAACCUGCAAGUGACUGAGCUCAAAUUAGAAGUUUAUAUGAAUAGCUGAAACAGAACUUACAUGAUCAGCAAAAGAGAUUUCACCCAUUAUCAAAUUUUGAACUUUUGAAGUAGGGCAGAAUCCAAUAAGACAAUGAUUUGUGACAAAAGGCAAAGAAAAAAUAUAUUUAUUCUUUUUAGAAACUCUGAAAUACUUAUGCUGAAAAAAUAAUUUUGUCGAAAUUAUUAAACAAUGGUCCUGAAAGAUAUUUAAAGUUAAAUUUUGUCUUGCAUUCUCAAGCAAUGUAAAAACAAAGAAUACUAAAACUGCAAAAAAAAAAUGCUGUUAUGGUGGCAUUUUUUGAACUAUUCCAUAUAUUGCUAAUGGUUAAUGGAGCUUGAUGGUAGACUUGUAAGAUUUUCACCCUAUUAAAUCAGCUUAGCAGCUUUCCAAAAUAUUUAGACCCACGUAGUGAGAAAAUCACAAGUGCUCUGCAUUAAAUUCUACAGCAAAUAUUUAUAACAGUUUAACAAUGGUUCAUAAUACACUGUACAAACCAACCUUUGGCUUGUUACAAAAAUGAUCCUUGACAGAGAGCAGUUCCAUUUUGUAAUAACUCUAAAAAGUUAUGAUUGAUCGCCAAAUCCAUCGUGAAAUUGUCUGAUAACAACAAUCCCUGUCCAAUUGGCUGAAGAAUAUUACUAAUGGUGUUUAAACACCCCAAUUAAGGCAACAAAACUGUCUGUCAAGAUUACAAUGUACUGGUAAGCAGAACAUUACAAAAUAUCUGUAUAUUAAAAUAGAAAAUAAAUUCCAUUUUCUACUAUCUUCAUAUCAAUUUUUAAAUAUUUUCAUUAUUUACAACAGUCAAAUUACAGCAGUUCGAUAAAGGUUUGUUGCACACUAAAGAAACUGGAAACUACCAACAUGCACAACACAGUCUUAAUACAUACUUGACAAACCGCCUGCACAGGUAAUAAAUGAGCUGAUAUGUACAUAGCUUAGUAAUGCAACUUUCCCAUUUCCACAUCCUCUUAAACCAAUGCUGAAGGACGCCAAGUUUCACAGUAAAUGCAUCACUUACAUCAGUUGAAGGAGGGGUGGAAAAAAGGAAUGUGUAAGGGCGCGCUAUUAAAAACCUGCUUUACAACUGCAGUUUUGUGGCCAAGAAAUUACAGAACUGACUUUGAUCUUUUAUCUAACAAAGUUUACAUCUGAGCAAUAACUAAGCACUACAGGCUGCAACUACCCCAUCUCGAAAAAAUCUAAUUGCCUGUUAAAAAUUUUUGGAUAAAGGACUAGAAACUAAAAAUUAUGUAGAGACUUUUCAGCCAAAUUAUUUUGCAAUACGAAGGGUGAUUGCUUCAUGGUAAAGGGAAAUUUAGGAGAAAAAAAAACCAGAACUAUACUUAAAAGGAACUUACCUUUAAAGAAAAAUCUCCAUUCACAAACCUUUGUUUCCUGACCUUGGAUUGAUAAUAAAGCUAGAGAUCCAUGAACCCCAUCAUAAAAUAAAAUGUUUAGAGUCCAAAAAUACAUUGGUGCCAUACUAUUUUUGUAAAAAUUUUACGUGAAACCCAAGCACUUCAGAACUAAAUAUGCAAAGCUUCAACUUCAUUACUGUCUCAA
Messenger RNA from Stegostoma tigrinum, 2529 nucleotides. RefSeq names its product cyclin dependent kinase 2 interacting protein (gene cinp). NCBI's taxonomy places the organism in Eukaryota, Metazoa, Chordata, Chondrichthyes, Orectolobiformes, Stegostomatidae. The transcript is spliced from 5 exons. Bases 147 to 788 code for a protein of 213 amino acids. The record is from RefSeq and is a predicted model, not a curated record.